Messenger RNA from Paramecium sonneborni, 1068 nucleotides. NCBI's taxonomy places the organism in Eukaryota, Ciliophora, Oligohymenophorea, Peniculida, Parameciidae. The record is from the annotation of a GenBank genome assembly.
CCCGUUUUAAUGAAGUUUGUGUUAUUUGUCAUAGUUGGUAUAGCUUUGGCAGCUCCAAUUUCAUAAGAUUUAGCCUAAUUGUCACUUCUAUAAACACCAAAAGAGGAAGUAUUGGAACAAUUAGGUGAUUUAUUGAGUGAAUUAAGAAAAGAAUAAAUGAUGGAUGACACUUAACUUGCUCAAGUAUAUUAUUUUAAUAUUUAAAAGACAAAUGCAAAAUUAGAAGCUGAUAUUUUAAUAUCAUAAUCCUAACUGGAAGCUUAAGUGAACUAAUUAAAAUCAACAAACACUUUAAUAGGAGAUUUAAGUGAAGAAAUUUAUACAAUAUCUAAAACAUGGGCCAAUUUGAAUUAGCAAUUAACAGAUUUAGGGGCUAGAGAUAUCUAAUUAAGAGAUUCACUAGCAAAUGAAGGAGCUGCAUUUGAUGUAAAUUAAGUAUUAAUAGUUUUAGAGUGAAUCUUCAUAAGCAAGAAGAUCAAUUAAUGGCCUUACAUAAAUCAUAUAAAAAUUAACAGAUGCUGUUUUAUCUCAACAAUCAUUAAUAGAAAAAUAAGAAAUUGUGAAUACUAUGAAAUAAGAAUUAGGAUAAAAGCAUCCUGUUGCCUUAUUAGUUGAAGUGACAUCAAAGUUUGAUAAAGCCACUGUCUAAAACAUCAUCUUAAAAUUGGAACACAUUUAAUCAUAAUAAGAAUAAUAAUUAAUUUAAUCUGAAUAAAAUUGGACUGUCUAAUAAUAAACUUAUUAGACUUUACUCAAUGAAAUUUCUGAAGUUUCUAAAAAAUUAAGUUUUGAUGCUUCCACAGCUAAGACUUCAAUUGCCAAAAAAUAAAAUGAAAAAGUAACUGCAGAUAAAAGAAAGGCAUAACUUGAAAUAACAAUUCCUUAAACAGAAUAAGUAUUAACAAAUCUAAAACAACAAUAAGAUUCUUAUAAUUUGGCAUAUUCUGCUAGAAAGCAAAAGAGGUAUAAUUAUUUAUUUAUAUAUAAAUAGAACUCAAGAAGUUGAAACAUUAAAGAGUGCUUUUGAAUUGUUAGAAAAAAAAUUAAGAUGAUUACCAUUAAAAUAAC